AUGGCUGCAUUCCAGUACUGUGAAACAGCGUUUGCCAGUACCAACUACUCAAUUAUCGACUCGCUCUAUUUUGUCAUGGUGACAUUAUCCACACUUGGUUAUGGAGGUGGUGGAGGCCAUGUGAAUCACGGUGUACUUCCGUUUAUUUUGAUUAUCGGCGCCUUCCGACCUGAUCAAGUUAGCGAGAUACUUGAUGGCUUUCUGAAUAGGGAAAAUGCGGAAAGUCAUCUGAAUGUUGUUUUUCUCGAUAUCAAUAAGCCGGCCGAAGAUCUCAAAUUAAUGGAGCGUAACUCCAUGUGGGGUCCCCCCGUCCAGUUUUUGCAUGGUUCCGUUUUCAAUGAUAAAACGCUGCAGAGAGCGAGAGCGCGUUAUGCAAAUGCCAUCUUUACAAUUUCAGACCAAAAUGCACGAAAUACCGCAGAAGAAGAUGAACGCAACACAGUCCGUCUCUGGUCACUCUAUUGCUACACUGUGAGCCAUAAUGUGCCCAUAUACACAUACAAUUUAUCGCCUACGACUGCCAUCUACCAAAAGGUUGCCAAAGAAAUUAUCUGCGUCCAGGAAUUUAAGCAUUAUCUCCUAGCAAUGAACUGUCGUUGUCGUGGUGCAUCAACUCUUUUGACGAAUCUGCUGCAUCAGCGGCAACCCAUGAAUCGUUAUGACGAACCAUGGCAGGCUCAGUAUGACGAUAUCUCGUGUUAUGAAAUUUGUACUGCAAAACCACCAGAGUUUCUGAUCAAUGUGGCAUUUGCUCAUGCUGCUUGGGUUUGUUUCAAAGAAUGCCAGGUCAUUUUGUUUGUUAUCAAAACAUACGCUGCAGACCGAGGAGAUCAUGAAAUCUUGCUGAACCCAAGCAACGAUUACAUCAUCAAGGCAACCGGUCUGUGUGUAUACAUUUUCGAAAGCCCAAAAGAGAUCAAGGAUAUCAAAUACCUGAUUCAUGUCUAUGUAUGGCAAAUGAUCCGCUCAUUGCGAGUGACGCGCCAAGCGAUUCUGCCACCACCUCCGAAGAGAGAUGCGAAAGUAACAUCAGCAAUAGGGACUGCACCGAUAGCACCGUACGCUAUGCCACCAUCAGCAAACCAACAGCAGCAGCGGCAGCAGAUCGACCAAGAUCACUACCUAAAGGGCCUUACAAACUGUCUCCUGAACACCCCACGACUUCAACAAUCUUCUUACUAG
Messenger RNA from Zychaea mexicana, 1182 nucleotides. RefSeq names its product calcium-activated potassium channel domain-containing protein. Gene Ontology annotation, biological process: potassium ion transport. The record is from RefSeq and is a predicted model, not a curated record. NCBI's taxonomy places the organism in Eukaryota, Fungi, Mucoromycota, Mucoromycetes, Mucorales, Lichtheimiaceae. The coding region runs from base 1 to 1182 and encodes 393 amino acids. Gene Ontology annotation, cellular component: membrane. The transcript has 10 exons.